Colletotrichum paranaense is the source of this 639-nucleotide messenger RNA. RefSeq lists its product as uncharacterized. The coding region runs from base 1 to 639 and encodes 212 amino acids. The record is from RefSeq and is a predicted model, not a curated record. The transcript has 2 exons. NCBI's taxonomy places the organism in Eukaryota, Fungi, Ascomycota, Sordariomycetes, Glomerellales, Glomerellaceae.
AUGGGGAAACCCAAAAACUCAACCGCCGGCAAGACAAAGGCCGGCCUUGGAACUAAUAAUGGCGGCGGCAACGCAAAGUUGACCACAAUCGCCUCGAUUCCUGCCGCACCGCCCGCAUGGCCCCAAUUCAAACCGCCGUUACCGGUUACCGAUCUGGCUGCCGACCAGCUCGCUUCUUGCCCGGACAAGGUCGUCCUGAUUCGCAACUUUUGGCCAAAAUCCCUCUGCAGUUCCUAUGUCACAUUUCUGAGGGGUUUACCGCUGAUCACCACCCCUGGUCGGCCUAAGCGGGGAGAAGCGGUUAGAGUGAAUGACCGUUUUCAAGUGCAGGAUGCUGCCUUUGCUCAACGCCUGUGGACGGAGACUGGACUGCGCGAAUCGCUUGCUCAAGAAGACAUUCAGGGUUUAUGGGGCGGUGAAGUCGUUGGUCUGAACCCCAAUAUUCGCAUCUAUCGUUACUCCAAGGGCCAGUAUUUCGAUGCACAUUGUAAGUCUCAUAGUCAAAUCAUUCUCUUGUCACCCAACGCCACAGGCGCCGGGAGCACUAGGCACUCUGCCAGUCAACCAACAAGAUUUCCGCCGCUCUAUGCAACUAGGCCAGUGGCCAAGUGCUUCGAGGUCCUCGCGCGAUUGCCAUAG